AUGAACCCGCAAAAAUCUCCGCCUGCGACCAAAGUUGGUCUUGUUAGUUCCCAGCCCGAUAAUGCAAAAUGCGAUACCGAGGUUACACAGCAACGUAAUAUUACCCUCCAAAGAUCAAAAAGAAAACAACCAGAAGAAGCAAUGAAAUUCGAAUUAAAUGAUUUUAGGAAAGAGAUAAUGUCCUUUCUUACUGAAUUCAAAACUUCGCAAGAGGAGAAUAUUAAAAAAAUACAUGAUGAAGUAUCGUCAUUAAAGGAACAACUAAGUAAUCUAAAACAAAUUUCAGAUAUUCUUUCUCAGGAUCAAGUAACUAUUAAGGAUACUUUAACUUCUAUACACUCAGCUCAACAGGCUAUGGCAAACACAAUUACCGAAAUGCAAGCCUCCUUGGAAUUCUCAACCAAGCGCAUCGAUACCCCACAGGAACGUGCAAAUUGUUCAGAAGAAAAACUUAAGAUUCAGUGUCGUGAAAUUACCAAAAUGCAAGUGAUAUUAGACAGGCUUUCCUUCAAAACCCAAAAACAAGAGCAGUGUUAA
Messenger RNA from Parnassius apollo (apollo), 537 nucleotides. The record is from the annotation of a GenBank genome assembly. NCBI's taxonomy places the organism in Eukaryota, Metazoa, Arthropoda, Insecta, Lepidoptera, Papilionidae.